This is a messenger RNA of Pleurotus ostreatus (oyster mushroom), 2322 nucleotides long. RefSeq lists its product as uncharacterized. NCBI's taxonomy places the organism in Eukaryota, Fungi, Basidiomycota, Agaricomycetes, Agaricales, Pleurotaceae. Gene Ontology annotation, cellular component: exocyst; membrane. The record is from RefSeq and is a predicted model, not a curated record. Bases 1 to 2322 code for a protein of 773 amino acids. Gene Ontology annotation, biological process: Golgi to plasma membrane transport; intracellular protein transport; exocytosis. The transcript has 12 exons.
AUGCCACCACGACGACGCCCACAAUUCACUCAAGAGAGUAUUGACCAGCAGCUGCAGCAGAUUCACCUGCUCGACCCUUCUUCGUCUUCAGAGAACUUGGAACAACUAGGGCCGAUUAUCAAACAGAUCCACACAAGCAAGCAACAAGAAGCAUACUUGCGCACUAUACAAGGUCUCAUUGAAUCUAAAGAUGCUGAAAUAGAGAAGAUAUGCGCGGACAACUACCAGGACUUUAUAUCCUCGGUAUCGACCAUGUUCACAGUCAAGGCAUACACGGAUAAAAUGAAAGAGAAUAUUGCCGGCUUGGAUGCCAAUGUUUCUCAACUUGGCCGGGGCUUGGUGGACAAGAAACGGACACUGCUGCGGACGCGGAAGACUGCAGCCAACUUGGACGAGGGGAUUGACUCAUUGCAGGCUUGCUUAAGAGUUCUUGAUGUGGUCAACCGCGUUGGAGAGAUGGUGCAGGCGGGAAAAUACUGGAGCGCAUUGCGCUCGCUUGAGGAUAUCGAAAGUAUGCCACCAACUUCACUCUCACAAACACCAUUCUUCCAACAUCUACUGUCUUCGCUACCGUCGUUGCGUACUCAGAUUAAGGAUGCUGUUACGGCGUCGGUGAAGCAAUGGCUACUAGAAAUACGCAACAUAAGCGCUGAGGUCGGACGGCUUGCGAUGGAUGCAAUGGACGCUCGUAACCGACGGUGGAAAGCACGCCGUGACAGGGACCCAUUGUUGCAAACAGUGCGCGUAGGUAGUGCUGUCGAGCUAGUCACGUACGAGAAGACAGAAUUCAACGUUCUGGACAACGAGCACAUUACUGUCGACUUUAAGCCACUAUAUGAAUGUAUCCAUAUCUAUUCUACCCUCAAUUCCCUCGAUGACCUGAGAAGAUCGUAUCAGGCAGACCGAAAGGCCCAAUCAGAUCUCAUCCUCCCGAACCCGCUUCCAUUACCUCUAUUACAAUCCCUGACGCAAGAAAUAUCUGGGUUUUUCUUGAUUGAGACGCGAGUCUUGGACACAACAGAUAAUUUCCGAUCUGAAAGAGACGUAGAGGAACUCUGGGAAGCUGUCGUUUCGCGUCUAUCAAUAGGCGUGGAUAAUGCCCUCCAAGUCGAGACCGACCCCGGCGCAUUUCUCCAGGCAAAGGAAUAUCUGACAAGCUUCAUGGCCACGCUCGAGUCCCCAAUUUACCAGACGAACUCGAUGAGCGCCUUCCUUCUCCUUCUCUUUGAAAAAUAUGCUUUGCUCCUCGAGAAGCAGUUUAGCCGGCGUUUCGAGAAUAUCGUUCUUCAAGAUGACCAUCUGCCGUUACAAGCUGAGACUUCACAGGAAGUUGAUUCAGUAUUGGACGUAGUAUGGCUCGGAGAAGAGGAGAAAGACCUCCUUAAGCAAACCCCAGUACCCCUCGUCUUCCCUUGGUCACAGACGUUCUAUCUCUGUUGCCAAGAUAUCAGGUCUUUUAUUCAGAAGUUCUAUCAAUUCAUCGAAGGAAUUUCACAGACGGGAAGGAAUGACGAGCUACUAUGUAAAUCACUUGACGCGCUUCUCAGCAACUAUGUUAGCAAAUGCAUAGGGCAAAGACUGGCAGGCACAACGACGCUCUCGCAGAUAGCGCAGAUAAUAACGAACUUGGAAUACUUCCAAGCGGCGUGUCCGAGCAUAGAGACGUUUUUGACCAAUUCACGAGGCUGCCCGAUGAAGCUCUCGGCCACAAGCUCCUUCCAAACGACGCUCACUCGGGCUCUCGAACGUAUAACGGGAUUGAUCACCUCCAAACUGGACGACUUCUUCGAGCUCUCAGAGUAUGACUGGACGCCUCGCCACCGGGAAGACACACCAAGCAUGUAUCUAUACGAACUCAUCAACUGGCUCACGACGGUGGUAGACUCGUUAGUGAUCAAGGAGGACUACAAGGACGAAGCGUACAAGGGAGCUGUCGCAUAUAUUGCUGAAUGUCUCAUGGAUUUCUUGACUGGGCGCAAUGUAGCAGUCAUGAACGAGAGCGCGAUAUCUAAUAUCCUGGUUGAUGUCGAUUUCCUCGAGAACGAGCUCAAGCGAAUCGGUCGCGCACACCUUUGCUCUGUCUUCACUGAGCUACGUCUGACCACAUCGAUUCCACUGGAGAACGCCGUGCAAGACUUCCUAAUCCCGGCCAAUCGCAUGAAAUCUUACAGUGUGGUUCGCCCAAAGCGUCUACAGGCCUUGCUGGAAAAGCUUGCCAAGUAUGGCACCACACAGCGUGAUGCUGGCAUGCGAGAACUGGCGGAAAGGCGAAGAAAGGAAGCAGAUGCUGUAGGACGGAUAUUCCCGGGGGAACUCCGUUGA